Molecule: messenger RNA, 1833 nt
Organism: Neoarthrinium moseri
Lineage: Eukaryota; Fungi; Ascomycota; Sordariomycetes; Amphisphaeriales; Apiosporaceae
Exons: 6
Coding region: 1-1833 (610 amino acids)
Biological process (GO): mRNA processing
Cellular component (GO): nucleus
Molecular function (GO): RNA binding
Source: RefSeq, a predicted model, not a curated record
AUGGCAACACUCGAUGUCGAGGCUCUGUUGGACGCCACUGCCAGCGGCAAGGACGACGUGAAAGACGACAAGCCCAGAGACUCAGAUGACCGUCUCAAGGCAGACCGUGCAGACCGCCGUGACCGCGACCGCGCUCGAGACGACAGUCGGGACCGCGAUCACGACCGCAAGCGCCGCGACCGCAGUUCCGAUCGCGGAAGACGAGAUCGCGGUGCCGACGGGGAGGGCACCCCGCGCAGUGACACAGGUAGCCAUAAGAGUAGGCGUAGAAGCCGGAGCCGCGAUGAUGACCGCCGACACUCACGACGUCACAGAGGGGGAGGCGACGGAGACUUCUACCGUGGCGGCCGCGGACGCGACCGCUCUCGCUCUCGUUCGCCCAAUCGAUACUAUCGCCCUAGAGAUGAGCGUCGCGGCGAUCGCGAGGACCGCGCUUCUCAGCGGGACGAUCGCCCUCGCGGUGGCCGCACGCCGAAGAGAGAUGCUACCCCUCAGCUGACGGAAGAUGAGCGUGAUCGCAGAACCGUUUUCGUCCAGCAGCUUGCUGCCCGUCUCCGUACCAAGGAGCUCAAGGAGUUUUUUGAGAAGGUUGGCCCCGUCAACGAGGCCCAGAUCGUGAAGGACCGAAUCAGUGGCAGAUCCAAAGGCGUCGGCUACGUUGAAUUCAAGCAAGAAGAAUCCGUCACUGCUGCUCUUCAGCUCACAGGUCAAAAGCUCCUAGGUAUUCCUGUCAUUGUUCAGCUCACCGAGGCUGAGAAGAACCGACAAGUCCGUACCACCGACAGCUCUGGCACCCAUGCCAACUCCAUCCCUUUCCACCGAUUGUAUGUUGGCAACAUCCACUUCAGCAUCACCGAGCAAGACCUGCAGAACGUGUUUGAGCCGUUUGGCGAGCUUGAGUUCGUCCAGCUCCAGAAGGACGACAACGGCCGCAGCCGCGGUUACGGGUUUGUACAAUUCCGUGAAGCUGACCAGGCUCGCGAGGCACUUGAGAAGAUGAACGGAUUUGACCUCGCAGGUCGCCCAAUCCGUGUUGGACUUGGAAACGAUAAGUUUACCCCUGAGUCAACUGCCAAUCUCCUACAGAGGUUCCAGGGACAAAACCAACCAUACCAGGGAUCCGCCUUUUCUGGCGCUGGAGGCCGAGGCCAGCAGUCUUCCGGCUUUGACCGAGCCGGCGGUCGAGAUAACGACAAGGCUACGGGCGCCAGCGCAUUGGACGAUACUGAUGUCGGCGGCGUCAACUUCAACAACUACAGCCGAGACGCGUUGAUGCGUAAGCUUGCCAGAACUGAUGACGCUCCUAACGGUGGCCGCGAUGAGAGACAGAUCUUGAAACCGAAGACGGAGGCCAAGCCUCUGCCCGUCAAUGUCAACAUGGCUAGUCGCUGUGUUGUUUUGCACAACAUGUUUGAUCCUGCUGAGGAAGAAGGUGAAAGCUGGGUUAAGGAAUUGGAGGAUGACGUGAGACAGGAAGCCGAGGAGAAAUACGGCCAUGUGGUCCACAUCUCCCUAGACCCGAAUUCCCAAGGCGAUAUCUACCUCAAGUUCGACAAGGUCCAAGGAGGCGAGAACGCUAUCAAGGGCUUGAACGGCCGGUAUUUCGGAGGACGCAUGAUCAGCGCUGCACCUGUUGUGGAUGCCGUCUACAGCAGACCUUCACCUAUUCUCUACUGGGGCUUCGUCAAUCGCGCAAGCGUCACAGUACACACCAAUUCCGUCCUCGACUUCAUCCACAACUUCUCAGCAAAAAUCAUCGGCAGGCGCAUUUCGGUUUUACCCUUUUCCGCAUGGACUACAUAUAUUGACCCUGGCUUUUUCGUACUGAUUUAG